Messenger RNA from Fomitiporia mediterranea MF3/22, 898 nucleotides. RefSeq lists its product as uncharacterized. Bases 1 to 846 code for a protein of 281 amino acids. Lineage: Eukaryota; Fungi; Basidiomycota; Agaricomycetes; Hymenochaetales; Hymenochaetaceae. The record is from RefSeq and is a predicted model, not a curated record. The transcript is spliced from 6 exons.
AUGUCGUGGAUACCUACUCUUCUGAAGAAAGAAAGGGCAUCGCGGAAGUAUAUCGAUCUCGUUAAGAGUGCGACGGAUAAAUAUGCAAGCUGGGAGCCAUCACUUCCCAUCGUACCAGGAGACUACGGCUUGGUUGAUAGGCGAUCUGGCCAGUUCGAAAAACAUGGGAAUAUCUACCAAGAAGAAGAUAUUAAGGACCUCACAUUGAAAUACCCGCCAGAGACAGGACCUGAGGUUGACGAUUAUCGGAUACAUUCUACGAAUACAAGAACAGUAACCCUCGGUCCCGAUGUACAUGCGACGUUUCUCGGUGCUGUCCAACCGGCGCUAGGCGGACAAUGGCGAUUCGGUAGACAUCGUGGAGCGCUCCUCCUUAUGUAUAGACAGCGCAUCACGAGAGUCCCUCACGAGCUUCUGGAACAAUUGAGGAUAUCUGAUUGGGUGAAAGGACGGCAUAUUGUGACACAGGUUCACAAUUGCCCCGCUUAUGCUCUCUACCUUUCUGACAGGAGCAGUGAGACUGUCAGUAUCAGCCUUCGUGUAGAUGUUCCUGUCCCGACUGUUCCGGGAUUAACUGCCGGAGCUGGACUCACUGCAUCAUGGGUCGCAAAGGGUGUCACCGGAAUUUUUCAGAGAGCCUCUAAUUCCGAAGCCGUCUUUGCGCCAUUAUAUCAGCUCAAGGAAGUCGGAAGACGUGCUGGAAGGAGGCAACAAGCUCCGGGUGCUAAUGAAGAUGAGACUGAGCUCACCGAAGAAUGGCAACUGGUCGAAGCACCAUGGAACUUUCUCGAUGAGGACGGAGAAGAGGAGACAAGAGAGUUGCCGAAUCAGUCCGAUGAUGAAUGAAUGCUAUAAUUUAGAGGACCGCCACAUUUCACUUGAAAUUAUCUCUUGGACU